AUGAUAUCGGUAGAGGAAAGACAGACAGGCUCAGCCACCAAUCCAGAACGACUCCCCGAUGAAGUACGGAAAUCUAGACGUAACUCGACCUUCAAAUUUGCCGCUGAAAAGGCCUCGAGGGGCGGCUAUGGCGCCAUCAUCGUCUUCAGUAUCCCCCUCGAUAUCGGCUAUGGGAAUCUCCUGGACUUAUUCGUCAAUGCCAGUAUAGCUGACGCAAACCUGAACACCACCUCCACAGGACAUCACUACAAGCCCCUAUCACAGGACUUGAGUGACGCGAACGUUGUCAAUGAGGAUGCUGCUAUGGAAGCCUUUAAGAAAAGAAAUGGUGUUUCUGCCCGGUGGUUCUUAAACAGCAAAUGCAUGGGAAAUUUGUUGGAGGAUACAUCUUUCCAAAUUGCAAGCGUGAGGCAGUCAAUGACAAUGGAGGACAACGCAGGGGUCUCAGGUUCUAGUUCCGAUUGA
This is a messenger RNA of Cladophialophora bantiana CBS 173.52, 465 nucleotides long. RefSeq lists its product as uncharacterized. Bases 1 to 465 code for a protein of 154 amino acids. The record is from RefSeq and is a predicted model, not a curated record. Lineage: Eukaryota; Fungi; Ascomycota; Eurotiomycetes; Chaetothyriales; Herpotrichiellaceae. The transcript has a single exon.